UUAGAUAUACUCGUAGACUGGUUUUGAGUUCUUAAACAUUUGAGGCGUAAUCAACGAAGAGCUGGUCAAAAGCACCUUGGUUGUAAAAUGGCGAGCAGGUUGGGUAGUUUGUUUGUUCGUAGAUUCGCUGCUGCUGCUGAAGGUGGAGGCGAUCAUGCUGGAGGUGCUAGAGUGUGGAAGAUAAUGUCCUUCGUGGUGGCUCUGCCAGGUGUUGUUGUAUGCUGGGCCAAUGCUUUUAUGCAUCAUGAACAUGAAGAAGAACGAAAUGACUUUGUUGCCUUUGAACAUCUUCGAUUAAGAACAAAGAAAUUUCCAUGGGGAGAUGGCAACCAUACUCUGUUUCACAACAAGCACCUGAACGCUCUGCCAGAGGGCUAUGAAGAAAUGGAAGAAGAAUGCGCAUAAAAGAAAAGAUGAGAACACACAUUUUGAUGUGAUUAUCUGGACUGAAUUAACAAGAGAUGAACUUAGAUGGAGUUGAAAUAUUAACAAAACGUGUGUUAUUUGUGUGUAAAACAAAGGAGAUGCUCCAUAAAAGUAGAAAUAAAUUAACGUGAUGUUGUCUUAA
This is a messenger RNA of Gigantopelta aegis, 568 nucleotides long. RefSeq names its product cytochrome c oxidase subunit 6A, mitochondrial-like. Gene Ontology annotation, biological process: mitochondrial electron transport, cytochrome c to oxygen. Lineage: Eukaryota; Metazoa; Mollusca; Gastropoda; Neomphalida; Peltospiridae. The transcript has 3 exons. The record is from RefSeq and is a predicted model, not a curated record. Gene Ontology annotation, cellular component: mitochondrial inner membrane. Bases 88 to 405 code for a protein of 105 amino acids. Gene Ontology annotation, molecular function: enzyme regulator activity.